GCUCGACUCCAGGACGAAGAAGAUCACUUUCAUGGCGGCCAAGGUGGCCUUGGUGGCCGUCCCAGCGGUGCUGGGUCUAGCCUCCGUCCGUGUGUACACUGUGAGCGAAGCGCCUCCUGGUGGGCUGGUGUCUCGAGAUGGGCUGAACAUCUAUGCACCGCUGCCAGAGGCUGCUCGGGCUCCGUUUCUUCCUGAGAGUCCGGGAGUUGUCGAAAGAGGCUUGACUACAGCCAGAGAGGGGGUCCUACCGUUACUCCAGGCUGUCAAGGGUGCCUGUGUCUCAGUAAAAAGGGGAAGUUUUAAUCUUUACCAUGCAGGAGAGGAUGCAUAUUAUUAUUUAUUAGACCCGCCCCCAGGGUUUCUACCCAGAUUUGGUACCAUCACCAUGGCUGGCCUGCUGGGCAUGUUCUUGGCACGACGAGGCUCUCGAUUCAAGAGGUUUGUUGUUCCUCUGAGUCUGAUGAGUGCCGGAGCGUCUGUUUGCUACCCAGCUCAAGCAGUGGCCGUGCUUAAGGUGACAGGAAAGAAUGUGUACGCUGCAGGACAGUGGAGCCAUGCUACAGCAUCCUCUCUGCUCUCCACCAUGAAGGCCACUGCCAAACAGACACAGUCUACUGCAGCAUCGAGUCCAGGCUCUUCGGCUCAGAGCUUUACGGUCCCGGAGAACCAAGGGGAAUCAGCCGAGUCUGUUUCUGAUGAGAUGUUUGUCGGCGUCACCGCAGAGGAGGAGUCAGCAUCACUGACAGAAAUAUCUGCCAUCCAGGCCUCGACAGAGACUGGCUCAGGUUCUUUUGGCGAGUCAAUUCCUGUCCAAGCAGAAGAUCCUUCUUUAUCCAAGGAGGUGGUUUCUGUUGGAACCAAGGAAGGCUCAGAUAGAAAACAAGCAGCAGACGAUGGUUCUGACACAAGGACAGCUGAACAUAUGUCAGACCUAGAACUGGAGACUGUUCCAGGACCAGUUGUUGAAUCAGCUGAACCUGCAGCUGAACUUGAGUCAGCCCCUGCUGUGGGGGCGACACCGACCCUCACCCCAACUCCUCUUCCUCAGCAGCCCACUGCAGAAAACAGCAAUGAGAGCUCUGCUUUCAAGCCAGACCCUGCCCUCUUGGACUUUGGCCAGUCCAGUCCCGAGGAUGAAGACCUGUACAGCACUCGCAGCUGAGCGACCACCACCAGCCGCAGAAGAAACCACAUCCCCAUCUUGCUAUUUCAUAUCUGAUCAAAAUGACAAACGCUGCAUCGUUAUGUAAACAAGCAGUCUCCGAAACGCUUUAAUCAACAUUUCCAUUCUCAUUCCAUCUGCCCACAGUGCUUACAUUUCCUCAAAGACAUCCAGUACAACAGCACUGUAGCAGCAGUCAGAUGAACUCCGUUAUGCAUACAUGGAUCUGUAUAAAAAGUAAAAGCUGGGGAAAGGAACAUUCUCAGAUAUGUUGAAAUGAGAAAUGGCAGAUUGUGGAACAGUUUGUGUUUGUAUAAAAUUAACAGUUUCUGGCUAUUGUGCUAAAUCUUCCAAAAAAACAAAAAAA
Molecule: messenger RNA, 1529 nt
Organism: Nematolebias whitei (Rio pearlfish)
Lineage: Eukaryota; Metazoa; Chordata; Actinopteri; Cyprinodontiformes; Rivulidae
Gene: apool
Product: apolipoprotein O-like
Exons: 11
Coding region: 32-1162 (376 amino acids)
Biological process (GO): cristae formation
Cellular component (GO): MICOS complex
Source: RefSeq, a predicted model, not a curated record